CGCAGGAAUCAGUUCAAGCGGCUGCUCCUUGCGUGCGCGUUGCGGUGGUUCUUGACGGCGUUGCUGGUCAUGGGGACGUAUCUGGUGUUGUGGCGGUAUUCGCGCAAAGCAGCCAUGAUUAGCACCAAGAAGAAGGAGUUCAACACGCUGAUUAUCGCGCUGUCGAUUGCGCUGGGUUUGAAUAUUGCGAGUUCGCUGAAGCAUCUCGUGAGGGAGUUGAGGUGGUGGGUUCUGAGCUGGCACGAGUGGAUGCCCAAGGAGGCCGAUUAUAUUCUGCAGAGCGAAAACUUUAGUAGUCUCUUCCAGCUGGGCUAUGUGACGCGUCGGCACUGGGUGAGGGCGUAUGUCUUGUUCUGGGUCAUGGUCAACGUGGCUUCGCAAAUAGCUGUUGCGACGCUUGGCUUGACUUACAACAUCAACUCGGCCGAUACCAUCGCCGUGACCGCGCCUGGGACUGUCGCCAUACCGGACAUGACCAAUAUUCAGACUGGCAAAGUGUUAUCGACUAAUUCACAAGCUACCAGUGCUCUGAGAUACACUGCAAACAACUAUGGUCUUGUCGCUCUUGCAUACGGAUACGGCGCCGUGGACGAGAUGCCCGGGCCCGGAAGCCUCUUCAACUCGGAUGCAGAUCUGAUGUACUGCGAAGAGAAUUCAUGCUACUACGUCUUUUACGAAGCAACGCCCGAUAACCUGGAUUACUACCAGUCGGUGGCGACGAACCGAACGAUAUCCACGCAGGCAACAUGUCAGAGCUGGAGGGUUCUCAAGGGAGGCGAUGGGACGCAGCGCAUAAUCACCAUUGACAACGCAAACAAGACCCAGAUAGCGAUUCCCGCGCAGAACGGAGCGUCGCAGACCACGUUCAUGGUCGAUCCGGACCGCGGAUCCGGGCCGACGUGGGGGCAUGUCUUGGCGUUUGAGGCCUCGGCAACGGAUCCGUGGUUCUACAACUGCAACAUCACCAUCGGGCCGGUCACCAAUGUCGAGCACCCGGUGCAAGAGGUCGGCGUCAACGUCACCACCUUGGCGGCCUCGGCUAUCGCUCUGCAGGGCUACGGCGCCUCGACUCUCGGCGUCAGCUUCAACAGCACUCGGCGCUUCCAGUUCCAGAGCUAUCCGGCCGAAUCCUACUACGGGGGACCCCAAGGGGGCAACAACACUGGCAUGGGCCAGCUCAUGGCGGCCUUUGCCGUUGGCGUCGUUGCCAUCACGGCACAGGUCAACUCCAACGUCAACGCCACGGGGCUGCUGCCCCUGAAGGCCAUCGAGCUGGACAUCACCAGCUGGGUCUAUGUGCACAUCAUCCUGGGCUUGACGGUCGGGCUGCAGCUGCUGCUGGCGGUGAUUGCUGCCGUGAUUGCGAGCAAGGUGACGAUACGGGACCAUAGCUGUGUUGGCUUGGCGGCGGCGCUGCAGCCGUUGCUG
Molecule: messenger RNA, 1428 nt
Organism: Trichoderma atroviride IMI 206040
Lineage: Eukaryota; Fungi; Ascomycota; Sordariomycetes; Hypocreales; Hypocreaceae
Source: RefSeq, a predicted model, not a curated record